AGCACGGGGCGCGGCAGAGCGCGCGGGCCAUGGGGGGCAGCCUACGGGUGGCCGUGCUGGGCGCCCCGGGUGUGGGCAAGACGGCCAUCAUCCGCCAGUUCCUGUUCGGUGACUAUCCCGAGCGCCACCAGCCCACAGACAGACCGCGCCUCUACCGUCCUGCGGUGCUGCUCGAUGGCGCCGUCUACGACCUGAGCAUCCGCGACGGUGACGGCGCUGGCCCGGGUCAGAGCCCCAGGGUUCUAGAGGAGUGGCCGGACCAUAAGGACUGGAGCUUGCAGGACACAGACGCCUUCGUUCUGGUCUACGACAUCUGCAGCCCAGACAGCUUUGACUACGUGAAGGCGCUGCGGCAGCGCAUCGCGGAGACCAGGCCGGCGGGCGCACCCGAGGCACCCAUUCUCGUGGUAGGCAACAAGCGGGACCGGCAGCGGCUGCGCUUCGGGCCUCGGCGCGCACUGGCCGCCUUGGUGCGCAGGGGCUGGCGCUGUGGCUACCUCGAGUGUUCUGCUAAGUAUAAUUGGCACGUGCUGCGUCUCUUCCGCGAGCUGCUGCGCUGUGCUCUGGUUCGCGCGCGUCCUGCGCACCCAGCCCUGCGCCUGCAGGGGGCGUUGCAUCCAGCACGCUGCAUCCUCAUGUGACAGAAUUGGACAAGGAAGCCGUUGGGAUAACUGGGCAGUUUGACUGGAACCACCAGGGACCUGGAUUGGACAAGCUUGCCCAGCUUCUCUCAGAUUGGACAAGAUAGUCUCCUCAUUCGAUGAGCAACAUUCCUACUCAAUUUCCUGGGCGACAGAACUCUCUUUGAAUCUUGUUGGACCCAACCAUGUCCUUAGCCCCAUUGGACAAGGUCAGUCCUUCCUGGAACUUCAGAGUCAUGACCCUAUUGGGCGGAACAGACUUGACUAUGAAUCUAAUUGGGAUCUCUCAGACUGCUCCUGGAGCUUCAUUGGACAAACUCUUUUUAAGUCACACCUCUCGGGAGGUAAUAAAGGAGGAAAACAA
Pteropus alecto (black flying fox) is the source of this 1005-nucleotide messenger RNA. It is a transcript of the gene RASL10A, whose product is annotated as RAS like family 10 member A. NCBI's taxonomy places the organism in Eukaryota, Metazoa, Chordata, Mammalia, Chiroptera, Pteropodidae. The transcript has 3 exons. The record is from RefSeq and is a predicted model, not a curated record. Bases 30 to 641 code for a protein of 203 amino acids. Gene Ontology annotation, molecular function: GTP binding; GTPase activity.